This is a messenger RNA of Anopheles aquasalis, 1789 nucleotides long. Its product is annotated as serendipity locus protein H-1-like. Lineage: Eukaryota; Metazoa; Arthropoda; Insecta; Diptera; Culicidae. The record is from RefSeq and is a predicted model, not a curated record. Gene Ontology annotation, cellular component: nucleus; transcription repressor complex. Gene Ontology annotation, biological process: regulation of cell cycle process; negative regulation of transcription by RNA polymerase II; neuron differentiation. Gene Ontology annotation, molecular function: DNA-binding transcription repressor activity, RNA polymerase II-specific; RNA polymerase II cis-regulatory region sequence-specific DNA binding.
UCGACGAAUUAGAGUGAAUUGGAACAAUCCCGGUCAGUGUGCGUGCUUGUGUGUGUUUUGUUCGAGUGGCCGGUACUGGGAGUUUACGGCGUACUAGUGCGCCACUCUGUGACAUGCAAGUAUGGCAACGAUCGUGCAACCACAAUCCCGCAUCCUGGCAACCGGCACCGUCGCCGCUGGUGGUGGUCUCCUGACGACGGUGGCCAACCUUCCACCGCCCUACAAACUCCAGUAUGCCGAUGUGACGGCCGAUAAACCACCGGCCUCUAGCACCCCAACCACCGUCACCAUCAUCACCAAGACUGGGGACAGUCCGCUGGAUCUGACGGUGCGUCCGGUUACGCUCGGCCCGAUCACACCACCGGCCACACCCUCUCCCCUCAAGAAACGGUACCGCGAGGACAAUCUGCACAACUUUGUGCGCGUCGAGGAACCACAGGCGAAGAAGGUAAAGGCGGAACCGACUGCCGACCGAUCGGAACCGCUUGAUCCGGAGAUUGUGAAGAAGGAUCUGGUCACCCCAGCCAAGCCUGUAGGAAAGGUGCAAAGCAAUGGUGGUGGUAACGAGGUGGCGGUGGUCAUGCCACCGAAGAGUACGAAAAAUCCGCCACCAACCUCGGCCACAACGAAGGAACGGCGCGCGAAGGCGAUACGGAAGCUAAAGUUUGACGAAGAAAACUCAUCGCCAGUAUCGGGCACGAUCAUCAUUUCACUCGAGGAGGCCAUGAACGGCGAUGCACCACGGGAAUCCGGUGAUAUCGAUCCCCAGUUCAAUCUGGUUGAGGUGUCGGAUGAGGUACGGGCAGAAUUGGCGGCCAUCACGAACGUAAUCGGUGCGUACAACUGUAAGCUGUGCCGGUUGGAGUUUGAGGAUGCGUUCGGAUUGGCUCAGCAUCGCUGCUCCUGUAUCGUGCUGCUCGAGUACCGGUGCCCGGAGUGCGGUAAGCGAUUCAACUGCCCGGCAAAUCUGGCUUCCCAUCGUCGUUGGCAUAAACCACGCGAGCACGCGGUGGGUAAGAAAGGAGGAGCGGCUGCCACUAACCGAGCCAACCCGGUGGAGCGAAGUGAAUCAACCGAUUCGGACGGUGCCAGUGGUAAGUUCCGGUGUGAGCAGUGUGACAAAACGUUCAAGCGGCCAGCCUACCUCAAGAAGCACCAACUGACGCACAGCAAAGCGGCAGCGGCGACCACGCAGAAGGCGUCCCAGGUGAAGCGUGGCACUAGAGCACCAACCAGUGUGCCAACGAAAUCGAAUGAAGACUCGAACCACUCGAACCUCUCGCACCAGUCGGUGGAUAGUAGCAGCAGCAUCUACACAGCAUCCGGCCGCACCGAUCGAAUGACCCACGACGAGAUGAAUGCUCGCGGAACCACGCCGGAACAAUCAUCACUGACUGUGUUCACGAUUGUCGCCAAUGGCGAUCAAGCCGAUAGUAGUGGACAGCGGCCGGGUAGUGGGUACUACUAUGGCGAACCGACUGUUACGUUCGUCCAGCAGCAGCGUGCAUCCUCCGUGGUGUCCUCAUCGGGGCGCGGUAGUGCCGCGCCGGAUCAUGACGACGAUCCGGAUAGCGAUUGUGAGGAGCGUACGCUCGUCAUCAAUGAGGACUACCGUGAGGAGGAGGAGGAAGAGGAGCAAGACGGAAACGAUGAGGAUGAAAUGGAGCGCCAGUACCGGUCGGCGUACUGUGAUCGGUUCACCGAGGAGGAAAAUCUGGCCGCCACCGUCCUCGCUCGUCUCCGCAAUGGCCCUUCGGUCAUUCGCCACACGACGGCGCUGGUUGUGUAA